AUGCCUGACCGCCUGGAUGCUCCUAACAGAUGGACAGGGCGAGUGGGAGAAGGAAGAGAAGAAGAAGGAGAAGGAGAAGGAGAAGCGGUGUUUGAGAGGCCCCAAAAGGCACGAGGCCGGUCGUUUCUUGAGAACUCUCAAACGCCAGGGCGCAGGGGAGCAGGAGGAGGAGAAGAGGAGGAGUUUGAGUGGGCUCGGAAGGGACAAGGGGGGUAUGGGAGCCAAGGCAGCGAAGGUAGUGCGGGCAGUGGGGACGGGGAGGGGUAUGAUGAGGAAGAGCUGUUUGGGUGGUCGUCUGCUGAUGACUUGGAAGCGCAGCUGCAGCGCGAGGAGCAUAGGUCCGUGUAUGUCCCACGGGCAAGGGCCCCCAGAGGGUUGCAGCAGCAGCAGAGACAAGUGCAGGGGCAAUCGCAAGGUCAGCAAGGAGCUAGGCAGGAGCAGUAUCAGCAGGAGGAGCAACAACAGCGGGGACAGCAGGAGCGGCAGCAGCAGCAUGAGCGGCAGCAGGAGGAGGAGGAGGAGGAGGAGGAGGAGGAGGAGGAGGAGGAGGAGGAGGAGGAGGAGGAGGAGAAGGAGGAGGAGGAGGAGGAGGAGGAGGAGGAGGAGGAGGAGGAGGAGGAGGAGGAGGAGGAGGAGUGGGAAGGACACUACUCCGAGACCCCCACCACCCCUCCGAUCGGUUACCGUGAACCCCCCUUCUCCCCCUUCGGCCCUGCCACCAUGUCCCGCCCCUGGACCGGGCGCGCCCCGCUGAAAAAGGCGAAAAAAGGGGGCGGGGUGGGUAAUUUACCCCGGGUGAUUCCGGAGUUUGACUCGUUUGUGGCGCCGAGGCGGAAGAGGGGGAUGAAGGGUGUGCAGCCCCCAGGGCCGUUUGGCGAGGGGGAGGGGCCACGGUAUGUGCGGACUAGAGAGGAGGUGCUGGGGGCGCCGCUGACGAGGGAGGAGGUGGAGGAAAUGGUUGCUGACUGCAACAAGGGAAGGCGACAGGUCAACCUAGGUCGCGACGGGCUUAUUCACAACAUGCUAGAGCUCAUUCACACGCACUGGAAGCGGCGGCGGUGUGUGAAGGUGAAGUGUAAGGGCGUGCCAACUGUUGACAUGGACAACGUGUGCCACGUGGUGGAGGACAAGACGGGUGGCAGGAUCAUCAAGAGGCAGGGCGGCACCCUCUAUGUGUUCCGAGGGCGUAACUACAACUACCGCUUGCGCCCGCGCCUGCCGCUCAUGCUGUGGAAGCCCCCUGCGCCCAUCUACCCCAAGCUCAUCCAAGACGCCCCUGGGGGGCUGACUCUGAGGCAGGCGCAAGAGCUGAGACGCAUUGGGAGGAAGAUCAAGCCCCUGUGCAAGCUAGGCAAGAACGGAGUGUACCACCGGCUGGUGGGCUUGGUGCGGGCAGGAUUUGAGGAGGCAGAUCUGGUGCGGGUGGACUGCAAGGGCAUGAACAAGAGCGACUACAAGAAGAUCGGCGCAAAGCUCAGGGACCUGGUGCCAUGUGUCCUGCUCUCAUUCGACAAGGAGCAGAUCCUCAUGUGGCGUGGGCUGGACUCGCAGGAACCUUCUCCUGAAGCUUCCCCAGAAGUAACCUCGGAAACUUCCACAGUGGCACAGGCAGAAUCAGCCAUUGCAGGUUCAGUGGCAGACGGGGGAGGGAACAAUCCGGCAGGAGAAAUUGCAGGCGGGUUGGUGGGAGGUGGGAAGGUGGGCAUGGGGGCUGGGAUGGAAGGAGGGGAGGAGGGGAAGUGGGAGGGUGUGUGGAAGUUUGAUGUGGAGGAUGAGGGGGAGGUGGAGGUGAGUUUGAGUGUGGAUGCAGAUGGCGUGCUGGUGGUGGGUGGGGAGGAGGGGGAGGAGGAAGGGGGGGAGGAAAUUGGUGGUGGUGUGGAUGGGGAUGAUUGGGAAGAUGAGGAGAGGUGGGGAGAGGAGGGAGGGAUUAGGGAUGGUAGCAGCAGAGAUGGUGGCAGUGGGAGUGAGGGAGACUGGCAUGAGAGUGACACUGACAUCGGCAGUGAGAGAGCAAGGGGCCAUGCGGAAGGAGUUUCCCAAGGAUUAUCUCAACAAGGCUUUCAAGAACAAGGCUAUUCAAGCCAUAAGAAGGCGUUUGGUAGUGGAAAUGAGCUAAUGGGUUCGAAUACUGCUGUGUCGUCUUCCUCUACCGUUGGAGGUGAAGCGGCGUUCGACGAAUUUGAGGAGCUCUGGGAGAAGGCGACAAGAACUGGGGAGAUAACGCCACUGGAUGGCGGUAGGAAAUUGUGGUGCCUUUUCGUGAUCGCGCUCCUAAUAUGUGCGUCCAUUCACUCCGCCGACGCGAAGAAAAAGAAAAAGGUAGUAGUGGAGGAAGAGGAGGCAGCAGAUGAGGGAACCGCCGCGGCUGAGCCGAGCGACGAGGGCGACGCAGAUGAGAAAACCACCAGCAAAGCUUCCAAAGCAGAAGCUGAAGUUUCAGAGGAUGAAGACGCAGAGCCGCCUGCGAAACCCUUGAAGUCGUCGAAAAAAGCCAGCAAGCUCAAGAAGGCAGCGGAGGAGGACGAGGGGGAAGAGAAGGAGGAAGCAGCAGCAGACGCUGACGAGGCCGAUGCCCCUGCUCCGAAAAAGGUAAAGUCUGCGAAGAAGGCGAGCGACGACGAAGAGGAGGACGCAGACGCUGCACCUGUCGCUAAGAAAAACGCUGCAGCGGACGACGAGGAAUCUUCCGCGGAAACGGAAGACGAAGAGGAAGCUCCUGCGGCGAAAAAGAAGCCUGCAGCAAAAAAGAGGGCUGCCGCCGCGGAGGAGGAAGCAGGUGAAGAUGAAGCAGCCGAGGAGGAGGAUAAGCCGAGCAAGGCCGCUGUAGCUAAGGCCGCUAGCGCUAAAGAAACGGAUUCCGGGGAGGACGAGGAAGCAGAAAGCGAGAAGGUUACGGCGACUACAGCCGAUGAGGACAAACCGAAAGCUGCGAAGGGCGGCGUCACGGCUGUUUCUAAGGAGCCUCCUAUGGAGUCGGCGAAAGUCCCAGCCACGGCGUGGAAGUCGAAAAACCAGACCCGCGACGACAUUGAUCCGCAAGGUGCUUGCAAGCGGGACAUCACGCUUCACUGCCAGGGGAUUACGCCCGGCGAGGCUCAGCUGUCGCUGUGCCUCGUCUUCCACAUCAAGAACGAGAAGGCCGGCAACGAAGUCGCCACGAUCAUGGUGUCCAAGAAGUGCCGAGCAGAGAUCCGGCAGUUUCGAUCCGACAUGUACAGGGACCUCUCCAUGGACAAGGCCAUGUCGACGGCGUGCAAGGCGGACAUCACCAAGUUCUGCGACGACGACUUCCUCUAUCCGGAACCCGGCAACAUCAUUGCUUGCCUCAGGGAGGUGAAGCAGGUGGAGAAGCUGCAGGACGCGUGUCUGGCGGAGGUGCUGCGGCACCAGAUGGAGGCGGCGGACGACUUUGUGAUGGACCCGCAGCUGCGCGAGCUCUGCAGCGGCGAGGCCGACCGCCUCUGCAAGGGCGUCGAGCCCGGGGAAGGCCGCGUGCAGAACUGCCUGAUGGAGGCGGCGGACGACUUCGUGAUGGACCCGCAGCUGCGCGAGCUCUGCAGCGGCGAGGCCGACCGCCUCUGCAAAGGCGUCGAGCCCGGGGAAGGCCGCGUGCAGAACUGCGAUGGUCAGUGUGGCGCAUUGGGAGGUGCCUUAGAAAUAGCAAGGGCGUCGAGCCCGGGAGAAGGUCGCAUUCAGACCUGCCUGAGGGAGCACCGCACGAAGCUGGCGUGGGAUUGCCAGGCGGAGCUGUUCCGCCAGGAGGUGGAGAACGCCGACGACAUCCGCCUCAACGUGCGCCUCUUCCAAGCGUGCCUGAACGACCAGCGCAAGUUCUGUGCGGAUGUGAAGUAUGGGGAUGCGCGUGUGAAGGACUGCCUGGAGGACCACCGUCUCGACGACGAGUUCUCCCCUGGCUGCAAGACGGAGUUUGAGAAGAUGAUGGCGCGGAGGGCCACGGACUUCAGGCUAGAUUCGCGCCUGCGCAAGUACUGCAAGGGCGACAUUGCAGAGAUCUGCUACCCGGAUGCGGAGGACAUAUCAGACGUGGCGAACUACGAUGCCAAGGUGAUCCAGUGUCUGCAGGACUACCGAGACGAGCUCAAGGACCCCAAGUGCAAGGCGCAGGUGCACAAGCUGACGGAGAGGGAGAUCGACAUCCGCUUCAACAAGCCCCUUGCUGAUGCCUGCGAAUCUGAUCGCACCACGGUGUGCAAGGACGCACCGGACGGGCAGGCGUCGGUCUUCAUGUGCCUGCAGGACCACAUGCCGCAGCUCAAGGAGGCAUGCCGCAACUCCGUCUUUGAACAGCUGGUGCGCAUGGCGGAGGACAUAGACUUCAAGUUUCCCAUGAAGAAGGCGUGCCAGUCGGAGCUUGGCAGAGGAGAUUGA
Molecule: messenger RNA, 4389 nt
Organism: Closterium sp. Naga37s-1
Lineage: Eukaryota; Viridiplantae; Streptophyta; Zygnematophyceae; Desmidiales; Closteriaceae
Source: the annotation of a GenBank genome assembly